GCCAGUGCUGCCUAUAGCUUUACCAAUUGUAACUUUAAGCAUGUCCAUUCCACCCCCAAGCAUCACUAUUGAUCCAUUAGGCACGUCAACACCAGCUGCAACAUUCACGCAGACUAUACCAGUAGCACCCUCAAAUCCUUCCUCCAUACCAGCUUCCACUAAUGCUGCGCAGGGCACGAGUCCACCCCCUAGGCCCUCAAAGGCGGUGUUAUCAAAUCUGUUAUCAAAUCCAAACGCAGUCGAAACGGCCAACCAACUCCGCCGGCCUCCCAGUCAGCUUCUCGAAACUUCAAAUAGAGUCUCUAAACCUUCAAACCGAUUUCCUCAAGACCCGGAUGACACAGAACCAGAAACUUCAAAUCCAACCAAGUCACCAUCCAAUUCUAGUACAACUCAAACUUCCACUCACAAGGGCCAUGCUACCAAAGCUAGCCCAGUCCAUAGCUUCCCAGUAUUUGGUAUGCCCGUUGGCCCGCAUGCCCAGGAACUCAUCAGCACCAAAUCCACCGCUGAAAACCUCAAUCCAGACCAAGAACUAGGUCAUCCGCCAACUAUCAAUCUCCCCAGUCAAACAAGUCAUCCACAGAACAGCAAUGUACCCAUGCAAGUAGGCCCUCCGCAGAACAAUGAUUCAACCACGCAGGCUCCUACAAUUGGUCUAAGCAUUGCUCCAGUAAGCCAGGCCCAGCGACCCUCUACCCACGUCCUGGCGCCAUCAUCCCCGCCAGCCGGUACAGCAACCGGGCCAUUCAACGAAGCUCGUUUGGAAACUGGUCUGAUCCCUAUUGUCAUCGAAUCAUAUGACCCCGAAGGCCAGCCAUUCAGAAGCGACGGGCUUCUGAUGAUCUCAAACAUUGUCCCGAUGGCUUGA
Puccinia graminis f. sp. tritici CRL 75-36-700-3 is the source of this 871-nucleotide messenger RNA. RefSeq lists its product as uncharacterized. The coding region runs from base 41 to 871 and encodes 276 amino acids. NCBI's taxonomy places the organism in Eukaryota, Fungi, Basidiomycota, Pucciniomycetes, Pucciniales, Pucciniaceae. The transcript has a single exon. The record is from RefSeq and is a predicted model, not a curated record.